Molecule: messenger RNA, 432 nt
Organism: Aphanomyces astaci
Lineage: Eukaryota; Oomycota; Saprolegniomycetes; Saprolegniales; Verrucalvaceae
Exons: 3
Coding region: 1-432 (143 amino acids)
Source: RefSeq, a predicted model, not a curated record
AUGUGGCCUGACACCAGUGAAGCUACUUCACCUCCAUCGCACGCGUUGGUCGAUCUUGUGGAGAACGUAGGGGAGGGUCCUUGCGAAGUUGAUGUGAUCCGUACGCCGAACACAUCGCACGCGAUACCCGCCCACCUACGCCACAUCUUGUGGCCUGACACUGGCGAAGCGGCUGCUCCUCUCCCAUCACACGCGAUACCCGCCCACCUUCGCCACAUCUUGUGGCCUGACGCUGGCGAAGCUUUACCACAGUCGCCCCCAUCGCAUGUGUUGGCCGACCUUGUGGAGAACGCAGAGAGUGGCUCGCUUGAAUCCAUCUUCACGACAACAUGGCGGUCGACGCUGGCGAAGCAACAACUGUUCCCAUCCUAUGCGUACGACAAGCUCGUGGCAACGUUGUGGACGACGCAGGGGGGGCGCAUGGGAACCUGA